This is a messenger RNA of Fulmarus glacialis (Northern fulmar), 744 nucleotides long. RefSeq names its product GTPase IMAP family member 5-like. The annotation marks the transcript as partial. Lineage: Eukaryota; Metazoa; Chordata; Aves; Procellariiformes; Procellariidae. Gene Ontology annotation, molecular function: GTP binding. The transcript has a single exon. The record is from RefSeq and is a predicted model, not a curated record.
GUCGGGAGGAGCGGGGCAGGGAAAAGCGCCAGCGGGAACACCCUCCUCGGAGAACACGUGUUCAAGUCCAAGCCUGCGACCGAGCCGGUGACCGUGAGCUGUGCGCAAGCACGAGGGCACUGCGAAGGCACGGACAUCACGGUCAUUGACACGGCCGAUAUUUUUGAUCCAAGAGCUGCCGUCAGUGAGGUGUACAAAGAAAUUACUCAUUGCGUCAGGCUGUCCUCCCCAGGCCCCCACGCGCUGCUGCUGGUAACCGAGCUGGGCCAAUUCACGGAGGAGGACAAGGCGGCCACGCAGAGACUGCAGGACAUUUUUGGAGUUGAUGUUUUGAAGCACGCGAUCGUCUUACUCACCCACGCAGAAGACCUGGCGGGGAGGUCGCUGCACGAUUACCUGCGGUAUUGCGGCAAUGGAGCGCUCCAGGACCUGAUCCUGCGGUGUGGGAGCAGGUACUGCGGCUUCAACAACAGAGCAGUCGGUGCCGAACGGGACCAGCAGGUCACCAAGCUGAUGGGGAUGGUCUACCACGUGGUGCGGGAGAACGGGGGCAAGUGGUACAGCAACGACAUGUACCUGGAGCCCAAUUUAACGGAAAAGAAAGUGGAGUAUCACAUGGGGAGGCACAAAGCAGAGAGGAAAGCGAGGGAGUGGUCCAGAGCUAGGCCGUGCAGGAUAAUUAUGGGUUACGGGAUGAUUCUCUUUGUCCUUGCUCUGUUUUCCCUGAUUCUCAUUUUUUCCUGA